Molecule: messenger RNA, 1347 nt
Organism: Gigantopelta aegis
Lineage: Eukaryota; Metazoa; Mollusca; Gastropoda; Neomphalida; Peltospiridae
Product: forkhead box C1-B-like
Exons: 1
Coding region: 1-1347 (448 amino acids)
Biological process (GO): anatomical structure morphogenesis; regulation of transcription by RNA polymerase II; cell differentiation
Molecular function (GO): RNA polymerase II cis-regulatory region sequence-specific DNA binding; DNA-binding transcription factor activity, RNA polymerase II-specific
Source: RefSeq, a predicted model, not a curated record
AUGGAAUUCAGAGAAAAUCUUUUACCGCUGACGGGCGGUCACGGUUCCGCCAUGGCCGGUAUGUACGGACCUUACGGGCCCAGUCCUUACCCCUACGGGCUGUACUACAACCCCACCCUGGACCUGAACCGCGCCUACGCCCUGAGGAUGUUGGAAGAUCUACAGAGACGGGACCAACCUCAGAAACCGCCGUAUUCGUACAUCGCGCUGAUUGCCAUGGCGAUUAAAAGUGCGCCGGACAGAAAAGUGACUUUGAACGGAAUUUAUCAGUUUAUUAUGGAACGGUUCCCUUAUUACCAUGACAACAAGCAAGGGUGGCAGAAUUCUAUCAGACAUAACCUCAGUUUGAACGACUGUUUCAUCAAAGUUCCGCGGGAGAAGGGCAAACCCGGAAAAGGCAAUUACUGGACCCUGGAUCCCAAUAGCGAGGAGAUGUUUGAAAACGGAAACUACCGACGUCGGAAACGGCGAGUGAAGAUGACGGCGGGAAAAGUCGAAGACGCGUCGAGCGAAAAAUCGGAAAGCGCGGAAUCCGGAAUUUCUUGUGAUGUCGAUAUCAAUCGCAACCACGGUGACGUCGACGAUUUCCUCGGCGACGAAAGUGACGACGAAAUUGGUGUUGUAGCUGCCGAUAUCACAAGCAAUGGUAGGGGGUGUACGUUCGACCACGAAGAUUCGUCUGGUUUCAGCGAGUCUGUGGAUACGACACGUGACUCUGAGCUCCACUUCCCUCCCACCCCGCCGGGGGGCUUUCUCCAGGGCAGGGUGUCAAUACCGCACCCGUCAUCAUCACCACCACCACCACCACAACAACCAACACCACUCCCUGGAAGUCGAUCGCGUGCAAGUUUCACCAUUGACAGUAUAAUGGGAACCAGAUCCGUCUCCGUUGUUAAUUUCACUAACAAAUCAGUUUCGGGUGUCGGUUUCGACACUUCGAAAGAAUCGCUCAAAACAAUUAAAAUUGAAACUGAUAGCAACGAGACGGGCGAAAACGACAAGAAAAGGACGAAAUUUGACAUUUUCGAUAAGAUCCCCAGCCCACCACCGAAAGUGAUCGAUUUAAAAACGACGUCAGCACUCUCCGUCCCGUUGUCGUUGUUUCCGCAGAUUAGCGACGGCUCCUUCAACUUCGCCAGGUCCCUGCUGUCCGGGACACCCUCCGGACAGUCGCACGGACACGUCAUGGGACCCAGAUCGGGGUCGCUACCGACGUUUCCCAUUUCUUUAGGGAUGCAUGGCAUCGCGAGUCUGAACCCGAAUCGGCCUAAACCGAUGCAUAUUUCAUUUCCGUAUUUCACGAACUGUCUGUGGAAUGGCGGGCCAUCUUCGUCUUUAUUGCAUUGA